AUGAUCGCGGGGCCGUCCGUCAAGGAGGAGCAGCUGAGCGAGCGCGAGGAGUGCGCCUCAGCCGUCGGGCUGCGGCUGGUGGUCGCCGACAGCUACUCGCUCCGCGGCGAGCUUCAGCAACAACCGGAAGGCGUCGGGACGAAGAGAUCUGUCAGUGGCGGUGGCAGUGACGAGAGUCGCGAGAACGUGGAGGGUGCCGACGAGGUGCAGGAGGGUGCCCGACAGUCGGAAGGAGUUCCUCAGGACAGCGACUGUGGGCCGAGAUUACGUGCCGAAGAUGGUCCCGAGAAGCCCCAUCGUGAUCUCGACGGACUGUCCGUAAAGUGCAAGCGUUGUGGGAAGAUAUUUAACAAACAAUCUUCGCUGGAUCGGCAUCUACCACGUGCUCAUGAGGACGAGAAACCUUAUCAGUGUGGUGUCUGCAAUCUUCGGUUUAAGGCGAAAUAUAAUCUUAUUGAACACACGUGGAUACAUACUGGUGAGAAGCCGUAUGAGUGUAAAUUCUGUAAGAAACGAUUUUCCCACAAUGGACAUUUUUUGAGGCACGUGGAAACUCAUAAUGGUGCGUAA
Messenger RNA from Frankliniella occidentalis (western flower thrips), 570 nucleotides. RefSeq names its product zinc finger protein 436-like. Gene Ontology annotation, molecular function: DNA-binding transcription factor activity, RNA polymerase II-specific; RNA polymerase II cis-regulatory region sequence-specific DNA binding. Bases 1 to 570 code for a protein of 189 amino acids. Gene Ontology annotation, biological process: regulation of transcription by RNA polymerase II. The record is from RefSeq and is a predicted model, not a curated record. The transcript has a single exon. Lineage: Eukaryota; Metazoa; Arthropoda; Insecta; Thysanoptera; Thripidae.